Molecule: messenger RNA, 3367 nt
Organism: Syngnathoides biaculeatus (alligator pipefish)
Lineage: Eukaryota; Metazoa; Chordata; Actinopteri; Syngnathiformes; Syngnathidae
Gene: ulk3
Product: unc-51 like kinase 3
Exons: 17
Coding region: 616-2022 (468 amino acids)
Biological process (GO): protein autophosphorylation; peptidyl-serine phosphorylation; autophagosome organization
Cellular component (GO): autophagosome; cytoplasm
Molecular function (GO): protein serine/threonine kinase activity; ATP binding
Source: RefSeq, a predicted model, not a curated record
UUUUCAAAGAUCGAAAACAUGCGCGUACACACAUGGAUUAACGUGUUUGGCAAGCGCUAAACACUGUUUAUUUUGUUGUUUGGUAUUAUGAACAACAAAGAUUACUUUUUGAGCUUUACGAUCUGAUCAUUGUGUUUUCAUUUUUACAAAGCUGUGCGCAAUGAUUGUUCAGUGAAAUUUUUUUGUGUGAUUGAUUUGUGUUCUGUUCUGAGCCAACAGUUUGGUUUUGCAGUAAGAGUCAAGGACUUGGUGAAUUUUUGGAUGUGUGUUUAAGGCAGUGAGAAACCGGGUAUCUGCGGAGGGAAACGUGUUUUAGCCACUGCAAAAAAAGUUCAAUUUUUUUUCAAUAUUUUGUACAUACAGUAUAUGUUUCUUACGAUGUGCAUCCUGUAUUUUGUAAAUACAGUAGUUCAACAUACAUAAGCCCGCGGUCCAGCAGGUGCAGUGUAGUACUCGUGCCCAAACAAUAGGAGGCAGUAUCAUACUUUUGGUCAGCUUUGAAGUCAUGUGACCACUGAGUCAAAGUGCAGCGUGCGUAACAAUAAUGUAAACAUACACUUUCCGCCUCUGCCAUUCAUGGAUUGAUUACGGCGAAGCCAAGACCUGCUGCUCAGCAUGGCUUCGUCCUCCUUUGCACCUCCGAAACUAGACGAGUUCAUCCUGACUGAGCGGCUAGGUAGCGGUACAUACGCCACAGUCUACAAGGCCUACAGAAAGGGGGAUAGUCGAGAGGCGGUGGCAGUGAAGGUGGUGGCCAAGAAGACACUGAACAAGGCGUCCACAGAGAAUCUGCUCACAGAGAUCGAGAUCCUCAAGACAGUCCGUCACCCUCAUAUUGUUCAGCUGAAAGACUUUGUGUGGGAUUCUGAGAACAUAUAUCUGAUCCUGGAAUGGUGUUCCGGUGGAGAUCUGUCCCAUUUCAUCCGCAGUCGUCGGAUCUUGCCGGAGGGAGUUGCCCGACGUUUUCUGCAGCAGAUAGCAUCUGCUCUCCAGUUCCUACAUGACCGAAACAUCUCCCACUUGGAUUUGAAACCACAGAACAUCUUGCUGUCUGGCUCAGUCCUUAAACUAGCAGACUUUGGCUUUGCCCAGUACAUGUCUCCAUGGGAUGAGAAGAGCGUGUUGAGAGGCUCUCCUCUGUACAUGGCCCCCGAGAUGGUGUGUCGGCGCCAGUACGACUCAAGAGUGGAUCUCUGGUCCGUGGGAGUCAUUCUUUAUGAGGCACUGUUUGGACGGGCCCCUUUUGCAUCACGGUCGUAUUCAGAAUUGGAAGAGAAGAUUCGAAGUAACCAGCCCAUUGAGCUCCCUCCUGGGGCCAGGGUCUCCAAGCAAUGCCGCGACCUCCUCCUGCGUCUCCUGGAGAGAAACCCGGAUGCCCGGAUCAGCUUUGCCGAGUUCUUCACACACCCUUUUGUGGAUAUGGAGCACAUGCCGAGUGCUGAGAGCUUGGAGAAGGCGAAAAAACUGGUACUGCAGGCCGUCCAGAAGGACCAGGAAGGAGAAAGGUCUGCCGCACUCUCUCUGUACUGCAGCGCUCUUGAGCACUUUGUCCCUGCUAUUUAUUAUGAGACUGACCGGCAGCGUAAAGAUAUCCUCAGGCAAAAGGUCCGCCAGUAUGCAUCUCGAGCAGAAGAGCUGAAAGCCUUAGUAGCCUCAGACAACAAGCUUUUCUUCGAGGAGGCAUGCACCUCCAGGGACAUCCUCCGAGAAAUGUCCCGCGAGCAACCACGCUUACUAGCAGCGCUGGAGAUGGCGUCCGAUGCAAUUGCUAAGGAGCAAAGUGGACUGGACGAUAAGGAGGCCUUGGAUGAAUACCAGAAGUGCUUAGAAGAACUCCUGUUGGCUCUCGCAGCUGAGCCGCAGGGCCGCCGUCGAGAGCUGCUUCAUGGCGAGGUUAAAAGCCUCAUGAGCAGAGCUGAGUACCUCAAGAAGAAUAUUAAAAUGCAGGAGACACAGAGGGACGCCUCGCUGGAUCGGGAGCCCUUAGCGGACUCUGUCAGAAGUUCAUGCUGCGUGCAGUAAACCUGAAGCGCCACGGCGGGAAACCAGCUGGCUUGGACCGUCAUUCCAAGCCGAAGCUUUCACCCCAAUGGCGCUCUGUGCUCCAUGCCAAAUCAAACCUGCAUCCCGACCUCACCUCACACACUUGUGGGCUCGUCUGUGCCAGAAGCGGUCAAUGUUUCGGUUGUUGCUGUUGGUGAGGUUGCAGGUAGAGAGAGCAGCGCUUGUCAGGCCGGGUAAAUGCUGCAACACAGUUGAUUUUGAGCUUACACACUGUAUAUCCAUUCAAAACAAAUGCAAUUUACAAUAUUUAACCUUUAAGACUGAAUUUACACUGUAUUGUUCAAGUGACACCAUUAGGGUUUUGUUUUUUUUUUUGCUUUUUUUUUUUUUUUACUCUGAAGUUUCACAGUUGAGAUGUGUAUUAUGGCAUUAUAAAGAGAAAAUGCAAAAAUGGGAUAUUUUAUCAGAGCUCUUCCAAAUAUGGAUUAAAAACAAAUGUCGGAUAUAUUCCCAUGCAAAUGCUGUAGCCCAACAAUGCCAGCGUGACCUCAAAAUAUACUCGUCUGUUAAAGUAACACAAAUAAACCCGUUAAAAACAUGCUGUAAAUCUAACUACAGUGAAAACAUAGACAAUUUAACAUGGAUUAAAUAUGUAUAUUAUAUAAGCAAAAUAUUUGCUGACUGCAACUAAGUGGGGAAAUGUGAAGGUUAACUUUAUUUUAAAUUAAUGAAAACAAGCGUAGGCCCAGGCCAACCAAACUAAAAAUAUUCUGUCAGUGCUUGUCUUCACGUUGUUGGAGUUAUUUAUUUCCAAAUUGGGCCUCUGCAUACAGAAAUAAUGUAAAUAGACUGGAAAAAAGCAGUUUGACCUGCAGUUUAAAAUCUGGCCUGCUAUUGUGACAUUUUCUCCCCUAGAAUUGUAAACGUGAGCUAUUUUGCUAAUUCUUUAAGCUUCUGCAAAACAAAGAACAAAUUGAAUUUGUACACUGUGCUGACAACGUAUUUUGACCACAUCACUCUGGUCAACAAGCCAAAGGGAUUGAAAUCAAAAGUAUUUGCAGAAAACUGAAAAUGUGUCCCGGUCGUACUGGUGUCUACUAAUGGAUUGACCCUUUUGGACUGUACUCUCUGGUAACACAUACAUAACAAUGGAACCUGUAAGGUCAAACAAUCCAUUCCAUGAUGUUGGACAAAAUUUUAAAAAAUUCAAUUGGAAAAUAAUCCGAAAAGAAGGAAUCCAUUACUGGGUUCAACUUGUGCCAUCUUGAGUAUUUGGACAGGCAAAAUUGUGGCUUUUACUGGCAUGCAAAUGUAAAAAGAAGUUAUUAACACUUAAAUAAAAUUGAAAACUGAGUUGUUCACA